Messenger RNA from Chiloscyllium plagiosum (whitespotted bambooshark), 3199 nucleotides. RefSeq lists its product as uncharacterized. Gene Ontology annotation, biological process: regulation of gene expression. Gene Ontology annotation, cellular component: nucleus. Lineage: Eukaryota; Metazoa; Chordata; Chondrichthyes; Orectolobiformes; Hemiscylliidae. The record is from RefSeq and is a predicted model, not a curated record.
UGUUUAUGAAACCUCCCAGUGGGCAAUGGCUCAACUUCAUUCCCGUUCUCGGCCGUCAGCUCCCUCUUUACCUUCCUCAUGCUCUCACCCAGACUUCAGCCAGGGGACAGUGAGGUCGGCAGAUGCUGAAGAUCACAGGCUUCCGACAGGUCCGCCCCGCUGCUAGCUCCACCCAUCUUUCAGUCCUAUUGGUUGGAGGACCAGCUGCCAAUCGGUCCUCCAGCCCCGCCCACCUCCGCCCCCCCCCGCCGGUCGGAGCCACCUUCCAGCGCGCGGGAUCCCCAGUGUGACCAGGGGCGCGCGCUGGACCUGCGGCCGCGCGGAAUUGCGCAGCGACUGAAAUCCCACAGGGUGGGCGGAGAGGCUGCAGGAAGACCCUCCGGAGAGCCGACACGAGAUGCCAAACGGUGCAUGCGCCCUAGACUUCUGGCGCCCCCACGAUGUGAGCAGGACGCCCACGUCCAUGAGCCCAGAGAGACAAUAACUUCCUCAUUGAGGUUUAUGAUUCGCGCUCUGCACCCACACACACACGGUAUGGAGAAAUGAAUCCAGCCGGCGUACAGCGAGGGAGUAAAACUGGAACUGGGAGAUGCUACAAAUGCUGGGUUUACAUUUCAGCAGCGGAAUGCGGGAAGAGUAUGGUUUGCAGACCAACAUCUCUGAGAAACAAGCUGGGUAAUAGGAGGAGGGGAAUUUACAAACAGAAAGCUGAAACCCAAUAUCACGUGGAGGUUUGACAACGUCACUCAAUUCCUUCCGAUCAGACUUUGAAUGUACACAGAUUGUUCUGUCUUUUGGGAGAACUGGGAAAGCACUGACUGGAACAAGUACGAACAUUGCACUUAAGCAUUGCGUGUGUGGGAAGAAUCUUUAUCUGGUUGUCCAACCCGGCCAGUAACGUUGACACCAUGAAAAAACAAUGGAAAUGUGAGGAUUGUGGUAAAGGAUUCAAAUAUUCAUGCCGGCUGGAAAGUCAUCGCCGGAGUCACACUGGGGAGAAACCCUACAUUUGUUCCAUGUGUGGAAAGAGAUUUACUCAAACAAUGUCCCUGAUGUCACACCAGCGAAUUCACACCGAGGAGAGGCCCUACAGCUGCACUCACUGUGGGAAGAGGUUCCGGUAUUCUUCCACCCUCACUGCACACCAGCGCAUCCACACAGGGGAGAGACCGUUCACCUGCUCAGUGUGUGGGAAGGGAUUUACCCAGUCAUUUGUUUUGGUGAGGCACCAGAGAGUUCACACUGGGGAGCGACCGUUCAGCUGCUCCGUUUGUGGGAAGGGAUUUGCUCGGUUAUGCAGCCUCCAGUCACAUCACCGAGUUCACGGAUCCGAGGGGAUGCCGUUCAGUUGCACUUCCUGCGGAAAAAGGUUCAGGCAUUCUUCCACACUCACAGCACACCAGCGCACGCACACUGGGGAGAGGCCCUAUAUCUGCGCCGUGUGUGGGAAGGGCUUCACUCAGUCGCGGUACUUACUGACGCACCAGCGAAUUCACACUGGGGAGAGACCGUUCACCUGUUCUGUGUGCGGGAAGUCAUUCACUCAGUCCUCUCACCUGCUGUCACACCAGCGAAAUCACACGCAGGAGUGUCCAUUCAGCUGCGCUUCCUGUGGGAAAAGGUUCAAGCAUUCUUCCACUCUCGCAGUGCACCAGAGAAUCCACACUGGGGAGAAGCCCUUCCCCUGCACUUACUGUGGGAAAAGGUUCAACAGUUCAUCCACCCUCACUGCACACCAGAGGAUUCACACCGGGGAAAAGCCAUUCACUUGCUCUGUCUGUGAGAAGAGGUUCAGUCAGUCCUUCGACCUGGUGAGGCACCAGCGAGUUCACACUGGUGAUAGACCGUUCACUUGCCCUGUGUGUGGCAAGGGAUUUGCUCGGUUAUUUGGACUCCAGUCACACCACAGAAUCCACACGACAGUGAAUACAUAAAUGGCUGGACUUUAAUAUUCUGGAUACGAUGCUGAUUUUUGGGACUGUGGUCUCUCUGUUAAUGUGAUAUGUGGUCUUUCCCUUUGAUGCGAUAACUCUCAGCUGAAACUCAAUUACAAUAAAAUGAUCAACUUUCACUUCUUUCCUAUACUGACCUUUGCACAAUCUGCAAUUCAUUUGCUGAAAGAUUCCACUGAUGAAUACUUGCAGUGUGAGAGUGCUGAUUAAUCGUUGCUGACUUGUUACAUUCUUACACUGCGCACCUUCUGCGUGAAAUAAAAUUGAAGAAAAUGAAACAAAAUAGUUUACAGACUAAACAGUAAAAAGCUUCAUCAAUCAACACUGGCAUUGAAGAAGUUUGGAAGUGAUGAGUUCAAUGAUUUAAGACAACAGCAGCAACAUUUGGUGAAGGAAAAGCAGAAUAAAGACUUGAUCUGCUCAGCAGAAGCGACAUCUGUCAUUGAAGAGCAAAACCUGUCUGAUAACACUAAUAUUAAUGUAUUCAUAGUGAAGAGAAGCCAUAAAACCUACUCCGUGUGUGUGAAAUCUAAAUUCAUUCAGUCACCCGAUCUGUGAAGAUAGUCAGGUUCAAUUCCCAUCCUGUCUGAGGUCACCAUAAAAGUCCCAUCUUGUUCACCUCUCCCCUGAGGCCACCCUAAGAUUUAACCACCACCAGUCAUCUCUUGCUCUACUGAGAGAGCAGCCCAGUAAUCAUCUGGGACUAUGGUGACUUUAUCUAUCGUCUGUAAGAACAAUGUUUUUGUGUGUUAGGAUCGUGUGUUCGAAUUGUGAUCUUUGAAGGUGUGUUGUUCUAGGGGGUAGAAUCUGAUGUCAUGCUGUGAACUAUCAUGUACUUGUUCCAAACAGUGAGGCAGUGGAUAUGCUGGUGUUAUUUGUAAUCACAGAGGAAUUUAUGUACGCCAAUGAACAGACCUGAGAUUUGAGAAAGAGCUGCCUGACCAUGCAGUGAGGUGACCCGAGACAGUUCUGAAACAAAUUGUCUCAAAAUGCUUGGUGCAGUGGAGAAUCCAACAAAGGAACGACAACAGGAACAAAAAUCAAGAAUGUUGGAAACUAAUUGAAAAAGUACAAAGGAAAUAAUUUUGUUCUGCUAUCCUGAUCUGAGAUUGGAAGUUUGCGGCUGGUUUUGUUCUGUAAUUCACUGCCUGAAUUUGACCUUUAAUCUAAGUGUUUCUCCUAAUAAAGCUGCUCCAUAAUUGAAUGUUAUUGCAAUCUCAGAUCCUGUUCUCAGCAAGAGAUUCAUU